CCUUUUCUUUUGCGGAUUGUUUGUUAAGAGUUGUCAAAAAUGAAACUGAAGUAAGCGUCCAAGAUCAUGGAUCAAGCUAGUUACGACUAGUGUAAAUGCUAACGCUGUUGGACGUCUGACGAUCGCCGAUAUCAAAGUUGGUGAGAACCGAACCCAAUUUCGCUGAAAACGUGGCUUGGCCGAUCGUGCUAUAUCGCUCACAGGUCACUCGAGAUCUGAUAGCUGAUUCGUAGACGCCAUCUGUAUGUAUCAGAUAAUCUCCGUGAGAAUGACCGAGAUUCACAUGGCCUUAGUGGCCUGUCUGGUGCUAGGAGCUGUUCUGCAAUUCGUCAUUCUUCCUUUUUAUUACUUCAGACGCGGUGUGGAUCCAAACUGGGACCGGUUGGAAGACAUCUACAUCACCACUGAAUUCAGCAGGGUCCAUUUUGCAGACAAAACCAUCUUCACAGUUCCAGCAAGAAACAACAAUCCAGCUGACCAUGCCAUGUUUCGUCAGAUGCCUGAGUGCCCAGAUACAGAUAUUCCAAAUCUCAAUAAAAUGAACUUCUUGGAUCUCGAUGAUUUCACCAUGGAGCAAGCGGAGAGUCUUAUCUUCGGGGAGGAGGCGAUGAAGAGAGCCAAGCAGGCCACAGUGUUAGCUGACUCGGUCGUCCCAAGCCUCAUCGACAGGACCGACUGGUUCCAAACCUUGGGUAGGAGGAGGAUUGAGGCUCACCUAGGCAAAUUGGAGACGAAGAUAGGGAACUAUACCUUCAUCCCAGGCGGCCAUUGGAAGCCCAAUCAGUGCAUACCAAAAUGGAAGGUUGCUGUCAUCAUUCCGUUUCGGAAUCGUUCCCACCACCUGCCCAUCCUACUUCGCUAUCUGGUUCCCAUGCUGCGGAGGCAGCAACUGGAAUUUGGUAUCUUCACCGUCAACCAGGAAAACGAUUUGACCUUCAACAAAGCGAUGCUCAUGAAUAUCGCGUUCCUGGAGAGCCUGAAUAUAUCGCAAUGGGAUUGCUUCGUGUUCCACGACGUUGAUCACGUGCCACUGAGCGACAUGAAUUACUACGGGUGUGCCAACAUGCCACGGCAUUUCCUCAGCGGCGAUAGUAUUUGGAAUUACACGUUGAUGUACGAGCAGCUGUUCGGCGGUGUGACGGGUUUCCUCGAGAGCAACCUGCGGAAAAUGAACGGCUUCCCCAACGUGUACUGGGGCUGGGGAGGCGAAGACGACGAAAUACUAAUGCGAGCCAAGAAGGUUCAUUUGAACGUAGCUCCCAGACCAACGGGAGGCGAUCGCUAUAUGGGAUUCUACAAAGUCAUUGAGCAUCACCACAGCAGUGCGCAAAAGAUACCAGAAAGGUUGGAUCUGUUGAAGAACUUCUCCAGCCGUAUGGAUAAUGACGGGCUAAGUAACCUCAGGUACCCGCCCCCUCGUCUUGAGAUCCAUCCGUUAUACGUCAACAUCUCGGUGGACAUCUUCAGAUUUGAUUUGGAGGAGAAAUGAUUGCAGGUGACGCCGAAAAGAGGAACUUUAGUCAACAGGACCACUAGUUAUAUGAAAAUGGAGAUUAACAGUGGAUAAAAAAAAAAUGAAGUCAUGAAUCCAUGACAACGAAGAGAUCAAAGAACCGGACAGUUUUUUUCUAAGCUGUGCGGACACGGCUUCCUCUUUUAAUCAGACAAGUUGUUCAGAAAGUGCAGAACUGUUGUGGUCAACUAUGAGAAAAUGUUUGUACAUGUAGAUAUCAAACAGACUAUAAACCUGUUGGGGUAAUAUAAUUUCUAUGGAACAAGCUAUUACGAAGAGCCUUUUUAAACAAUGGGUCAUUAGUCAUAUGGUCAUUCUGGGUUGUGUGUCCAGCAUGGUUCUGUGGAUGUCCCAUGGUUCCAACUUGUUUUCAAAACAUGUCCAACUUGUUUUUACAGCUGUACAGUUUAUUAGAGUGCUUCCUUUUAAGUUUGGUAAGGCCCAUGGGAGCUGCAACAUUUGGUUGCAACAGUGUCAACAAUUGUCUUUUGCACUUCUUACUAUUGUAUUUUGAAAGAACUUUGAGUGGGUUUAAUUCCCUUCCUCUUAAUACGAGUACGACCGAGUACUUCGACGUCCCCAUUAAAUUACGGGGACCGGUAGCUAGUUCCCAUGUAAAGCCACUGAUUGGGUAGCCUCUGCGCGUGCGCAUUAUUUUUUUAUUUUGAAAACGUUGUUCGCAGCUUGGUGCGUGGAUGAACGCAUGGCUUUCCUAAAAUCGAAUUGACUCCAAAAAGUCCUUUAUACAUAUCAAACAAAUCUUACUGUAGAAAUGUUACUGUAGGAAUCAUCACAUCCCUCGGUUUAGUAAAAAGUGACAUUUUUGUAAGAGAAUCAUACUACAUGGGAACUUUCAGGAACCAUUGUAAAACAUAUAGUUGAGUGUUGCUAACAUUCGUGUCAAUUCCUGCCCUGGUGAGCAACUGUACUCCGUGAUGUAUACCGUCACGAUUCUGCCGCUUAUACACGAAGCAAGAUGUAUCUGCAAAUAUAAGAAAUAAUUAUUGUAUCUAGUUUAUUCAAUAGGCAUAUUAUAUUAUCGAAGUACAAACAAACUUUCGGAUUGAUGCAGAUGGAGUAGAUAUGUCAUAAAAAAUGAGGUGCCACUGCCCGAAGACGAAAAUAAAAAUUGAGAAAGGAAA
This is a messenger RNA of Patiria miniata (bat star), 2655 nucleotides long. RefSeq names its product beta-1,4-galactosyltransferase 6-like. The transcript has 8 exons. The record is from RefSeq and is a predicted model, not a curated record. NCBI's taxonomy places the organism in Eukaryota, Metazoa, Echinodermata, Asteroidea, Valvatida, Asterinidae. Gene Ontology annotation, biological process: carbohydrate metabolic process. The coding region runs from base 245 to 1489 and encodes 414 amino acids. Gene Ontology annotation, molecular function: UDP-galactose:glucosylceramide beta-1,4-galactosyltransferase activity.